AUGAAAAUCACGCAAGUAUUACUUAGGCAACAUUUAGGAAGGAUGUUUAAAUACAAUUGGUUUUUUCAUUCACGGCAAACAUUAGGUGAAACAAGAACUGAUCAUAAACUUAAGGAGUUGGAUAUAUCGGUUAUUGAUCCAGAAGAACUCCUAAAUCCACCAAAACCUCGCAUAGACGCAAGACCAUUUUUCGAGCACUCUACUAUCGGAUAUCGAGAAAUAAAAGACGAGAAUCAUCCCGAUUGGAAAGAAAGACCAUGUUUUAAACUAAACACCAAUGAUCUUCUAGUGAUGGGUACAGAUCAAGCUCAAGUACUAACUAAAACAUUACUCGUAAAAGAAGGAUUACCUGAUAAAAUUGAAGGUCUUAUAAAAGAUAAUUCGAAAGAAGUCGACAAUAUUGUCAAAAGAAUUAUUCAAACGUCAAAUAUUUUUGAUACACAUCAGGAAAAAUUACCUAUAAAAAAAGAUCCUGCGAGACCAGCUUGGAAUUUUCCAAGAGAUUAUGGACUUACUGAUAUUAGAAAAUCACGAAACCUAGCACAAAGUAUGAUUCAACUCUGUGAAUUAUUGUGUGGGCCUUCAAUUGUUCGGAAACGACAAUUAGUACAUAAUGGAGAAGUUCAAGUCCCACUUGAAAAAGACGGAGAUUUAUUAAUGUUCAAUAUGACAGUUGACUUCAUGGUAACAGCUACAAAGGGUUUGACUCCUAUAGAAAUUACGGAAGACCUGAAAGAUAAAACUAUACCAGAAAUUUAUCCGCUUAAGAAUGUAAAGAACAUAACAGAAUUACCGGUAAAAAAAAAUCAACUUAUAGCGAGAUCUCUUGUAAAAUCGUUUACAACAGCGGCUUCUUGUGCUUAUCAAAAAUAUGGAGCCGAUGUUAAAGAAUUACCAGAACCAAUAACGAUUCAAUGCGUACAAUCAAACAGUCAAGCAUUUCAUUUUUCGGUGUUUCAAUUAAACACUUUGAAUAUAAAUGGUACUGAAGGUCCAAAAAAUUUCUGGUGGUCUAUGCCAGAAAUAGAUCUUUUUGAUACAGCUAUGUAUGUUAAAGGAAGACCUGUAUUAGAAGGUUAUAAUCCAGAAGUUUUCAAAAGGAUAUUAGCAUUUUAUACUAAUGAAUAA
Molecule: messenger RNA, 1128 nt
Organism: Cotesia congregata
Lineage: Eukaryota; Metazoa; Arthropoda; Insecta; Hymenoptera; Braconidae
Source: the annotation of a GenBank genome assembly